Molecule: messenger RNA, 936 nt
Organism: Balaenoptera ricei (Rice's whale)
Lineage: Eukaryota; Metazoa; Chordata; Mammalia; Artiodactyla; Balaenopteridae
Gene: UBE2L6
Product: ubiquitin conjugating enzyme E2 L6
Exons: 3
Coding region: 316-780 (154 amino acids)
Biological process (GO): ISG15-protein conjugation; ubiquitin-dependent protein catabolic process; protein polyubiquitination
Cellular component (GO): nucleus
Molecular function (GO): ISG15 transferase activity; ubiquitin conjugating enzyme activity
Source: RefSeq, a predicted model, not a curated record
CUUCUUAUUAUCGAGAGCACGAAAGCUAAGGCAUUUUCUUUAUCUGCACAGCAUUUGCCCCAGCUCUUAUCUCAGACACACCCAAGACCCCUACGGCUUCCUUUCUGCCUUCUGCUAAGGAAGAGGAGCUCUCUUAAAACCUUGACUCUGCGCUUGCAUACCUAUGUCAUUCUGACUGUCUUUGUCCUGUCUUCUCUCUCACGAAGGUUCUGAAAGGAUUUGGAGCUUUGGAACCAGCCUGAAGGCCCCUGUGCUCUAUGCUGGGGUCACCCAAGUCCCGAGGUUCCUCCCCACUAGGGUCGUAGAGCACUGCCCAUGUGUGGAGAAGUCAAGUUGGCGGUGCUGAGUUCCCGUCCUAGCACUGCCACUGUGGCCCUGGGCAAGUUACUUAUAUACAUUGAACUUGAGUUUCCUCAUCUGGGAGUGGAGACGCUAAUACUCGAGAAACCGCCCUACAACCUCAAGGCCUUCAACCUGCGCAUCAGCUUCCCUGAGGAGUAUCCAUUCAAGCCUCCGGCAGUGACGUUCACAACCAGGAUCUACCAUCCCAACGUGGACAGCAGCGGGCGGGUGUGCCUGCCCAUCAUCAGCAAGGAGAACUGGAGGCCUUUCACCAAGACCUGCCAAGUUUUGGAGGCCCUCAACGUGCUGGUGAAUAAACCAGAGCUGGGGCAGCCCCUUCGCUUGGAGCUUGCUGACCAGCUGACACAGGACCCGGAGCUGUUCAACAGGAGGGCCGAAGAGUUCACCCUCCAGUUUGGAGUGGACCGGCCCUCCUAACUCUGCCUCUGACCCAUCUCUGCACUGGAUGCUUUCUGUGUGAUGGACGGACACAUGUCAUGGGCUAGGGGCCAGAGCCCCUUUGUGGUCCAUUUCUUGCUCAUUUCUUCCAAGCUUUCCUCCUUAGAUUGUUAGUCAUUUGUGUGUGUGUGUGUG